This is a messenger RNA of Acanthoscelides obtectus, 495 nucleotides long. The record is from the annotation of a GenBank genome assembly. NCBI's taxonomy places the organism in Eukaryota, Metazoa, Arthropoda, Insecta, Coleoptera, Chrysomelidae.
AUGGCUGAAAAAUACGUGUAUAAAUCGUUUUUUACAGAAAAGAAGAGUUUUACCGACAUCGACAUAGCCUUCCAGCCUAAUCUAAUACUGCUUAAUGUUCAAUGCUUAAAUAUUGACAAAGUCAAUCACCUACAUGGUAUGGUAUCUGACUAUGCAAGAGUGAAGUUCUUCUGCCUAACUGAAACUUGGGCUACAGCUGAAUCACUUAAUAAUUUUGUUAUUGAGAAUUUUCAGCCAAAUAUAAAUAUAAUUCUCUAUGGCGACUUCAAUGUAGAUUCUUAUAAUCAUAACGACGAUAAUGAGGCACUUGUGAAUGCACUGUCUGAGUUUGGCUUGCAUCCACAGGUAGGUUGGCCAACAAGGAUUGGGCGCACGUCUAUCACAACGAUAGACCAAGUUUUCACCAACUUCAAUGAUAAAUGUUUGAAUUGCGUUGUUGAUAAUGUAAUAUCUGACCAUAGAACAGUACUUAUAGAAAUUAUGGAAUGUCCUUAA